Molecule: messenger RNA, 807 nt
Organism: Fragaria vesca subsp. vesca
Lineage: Eukaryota; Viridiplantae; Streptophyta; Magnoliopsida; Rosales; Rosaceae
Exons: 2
Coding region: 1-330 (109 amino acids)
Source: RefSeq, a predicted model, not a curated record
AUGUUAACGAAUAAAGAAAAAAAAAAGAAGAAGAAGGAGUCAACCACUCCCUCCACUCUCUCUCCCCGACCCCGACUCCGACCCUGCCCUAUUCUCCUUGGCGGAGCGCCGCCGUCCGGCCACAGCAAACCCUCACGUCGGUUCCAUUCGGCAGCUGGGACGUCGCUCGUCCUUCCUGGGUUGGUAGCCGGCCUCAUCUCGCCGGCAGCGGCUCACGGUGGCACUGUGAAGGCCGUUGGUUUUGUAAGCCGGAACUUUCUUCUCCGGCCACUGAUUCAAGGACGAGAGGAGACACCACGUGAGGAGGGCUCUGACCGACGUCAGGCUUAGCCGUCUAUACUGUGAGUGGACAUUUUAUUUUUAAAAGAGUAUGCAUGCAUGAUUUGUUUAGAAAAUCAUCACUAAUUUUCUGAAUUGACAUUAUUAUUUCUUCUAUGAAGGGAGCUUGAAAAUGAUUUGAGUUAUUCUAUUUUAAGCAUGUUAACGUGUGAGACACGUUGAAUUUAAUUAACUAUAUUGCUCUUAGAAUUUUUCCAAGUACGGUUAGGAAUCGUACUUAUAUUUUAUUUAUGAGUUUCGGGGAAACUCAUAUGAUUUAUAUUUUCCUUAUGCCAUAUUCUUGGAAUAUAUAUGAUGUCAAUGCUAGCAUGUCGUUCCACCUUUCGAGGUGAUGUGACACCCACGUUUCAAGUGGGGUCACGCAAGCCCUUUCCACCCUUGUGGUGAUGUGAUGUUACCGGCGGCAUCACGCAAGCCCUGUGCCCUAUCCGUCAACUCGACGUGAAGGUACAGGGAGUAUGGGAGUAC